AACUAGUAAGGGCGAGACGGCGAAAGAAAAAAAUAACUAUCACAACGAUUUUAUUGGCGGUACUUUUGGUUACGUCAUUUUCACAGUUGCGAUUCACUAGAAAGAUGAUGAAAGCCCUGAUGAUGGAUGGAGCAGUGCUUAAAGACAUAGAAGAUCAUUCUUCUUAUCCUCCUGUCCUUCAGAAAUCAUCUGAGAUGGAUUUCGACGAGAAGAUUGUYAGCAUUGACGAUGAAUACAAUAAGGAGUACAGMAACGAAGAAGAGGAGGACUGGUUCGAUUACAAUCGUUGGUGGAAAGAGCUGCGGUUGUAUGACGAAAAAAAUGUCUUCAAUACCCGUGAUUUUGGGGUCGCUCCAUAUGAAGUUUGCCAAUACGUUGAAGAUGUCUGCCGAAUCUCUGGGCAAAAGGGUUGGGUGUACAACCCUCACAACAGUCACAUGUAUCCCAAAAACCAACGGCCUGUUGUAGAAUUCUACGGACAUAGAGAUGACCAGGACUACGAAAAUUAUGGAGGAGACGCUAUGUUUUUCGAAGAGUUCGGUGAAUGGAAUGUUGGAUAUUUUGGUACUGGGGACAAAGAGGGCAAAAACGUAUCUUCGCAACACCGAUCCCCACCAAAGUGUUCCUAUAUGCCGGUAACCAAUCAUUUCGUAUUAGUGGCRGAUUAUACCCACAUGCUGGGGGAGUUCUACUCUAGAAUAUACAGUCCGUUAAUCGAGCUCAUUCACUUCCUCGUUACGGUUUCAUCCUCCACACACACGUGGCCCCUGGUAGCUGUGCCCAAAAAUUGGCAUCAUAAAAAGGGAUGGUUAUCUAAGUCUCAAAAGCGGCUGAUUMAAGCAAAUGAGACUUUCAAGGGCGCAUCGACAACCACGACUGCAAAUAAUACCGCCGGAUUGACACUGAUGAAACGAUUUCAAAAACAAUCCAAAUUUUAUCUGUCCGGAGUCGACAACAAAAAGAAAAAAAUGCUUGAAAGCCACCAUGCCCUUCUCGGUUUGAUCAGCGACCAUCCUGCAUCUAUAUCGGAAAAAUUAAACAAUCUCAAGUCGAUGGCGGAGACAUUGCGGGAUCAUCAACGCAAUCGAUCCCGCGUGAAGCACAAAGAGCAACACGAAGAGAGCCAGUGUGCGUGUGUGAAGAGGUUGUUCUUUUGUGGUUAUGAACGGCAAACAGUUUCACCGAAUGGAAAAGAAAUACCGCCGCCAUCACCACAUGUUCCACCUCUCUGGAGGAUUACAAAYACUGGACAGCUGGACGGCAAGUUCGAUUCGGGACAUAUACAGCGGAUCAUCCGGGAGCAAGUGAGCAAGCACGACAGCAUAAAGAAUCUCACCCGAGAAUAUUUGCUGGAGAAAAAAACUCGUUUGAUUGAUGGGUGUAGCGACGAUGAUGAUGAAGAUGUAGAUGACGAGGAGAACGAAAAAGACAGUGACGGAAAACAGGACAAAGACAACGACAAAAAGCAGAAAAAAAAGGCAGAUAUUGAAGGUCUAGAAAAAUGGAUAGAAGAAUAUAGGGARAAGAAAAGACUAAUGGCUUUGGAAGGAAGAAAGACUACAGCGUCGGCAUCCUCUAUCAAUUGGGGCAAUAAGGCAAAAGCGAAGGCUGAACCACCGACAACGAACUCGGGCGCCGUAAAUUGGGGCGACAAGGCAAAACCAAGGAACGAAGARACCAGUCGAAAGAGACUAUUGCAGCUGCUUGGGGGAACAACGACUACGGCACGAAGAAGACUGACCUCGGUCGAAGAAGGAAUCGAGGUUCCGUUGGUCACAGGAAGCGAUGCCAUCGCAACAAGCAACACCACUGCCAAUGUGCUAAACGUUUCGUCGAUAAUGGAAAACGUCACGGACGACGAGUUUGUCAGCGACUGGAAGAUUGUUGGUCUGACGCAACGGUCCGAUCGGCGAACGUGGCUGAACCUCGGGGACGUGAUGAAUGCCUGCCGGGAACGAUUCACGAAUCCCUCCGACAAGAUCGUGUGCRUCCAGAUCGACGUCGGUUCCAGGGAGUUUUGGAACAAGCCMAAUCUGCACAUUGCCRCACACAGCGGCUUGUCCGCCCUGAUGGGCGUCCAUGGCGCCCAGCUGGCCGAGGCGGUCUUCAUGCCGGCGGGGUCACUAGUGGUGGAGUUUCUUCCCUUUGUUCCCGGCGGAAUGAUCUUUGGCGAGUGGACGCGGUGGGCACACGACGCGACGCCGCUCGGGAAAAUAUUUUCCCACACGGAYCUGGACCACAUCGGGCUGCCGCUGACCAUUGCGUCCGCGAUGCACCUCGAGUGCAUUGCGAGCGAGAAGGCAAGCGAGCACUUCAGCACAAAAAGAUUGUACGACUGUCUCGACUACGACAAMAAUCCCUGGGACGACCGGCACUUUACGGUUCCGGUGGACUCGAUCAUGGACAUAAUCGAUAAGUUUGUCGCAAACGGCACACCUUCAAAAGAGGAAGGAAGGCCGGCACCGUCGAAAGCGGCAGUGUCCGGCCCCGGGCAAUCGCUGCCACUGCGGUAUUGCGAGGASUUUCUAAACGCCGCUGGCGACGACUAUGUCUUGUACAACGUGAAUUGUGUACCGGCGUCCAAGUCAGCGACAGAUAGCCGUUCCCCGCAUCAUUACUACCGGACAAGGGAAUGGUUGGAAGAGAAGACUCAUUCGUACAUGAAUUCUUCCUCCUUGUUAUUUAACACGUAAAUAUUAGUCGCAAAUACAUCAAAGACACACUG
This is a messenger RNA of Pseudo-nitzschia multistriata, 2725 nucleotides long. Lineage: Eukaryota; Bacillariophyta; Bacillariophyceae; Bacillariales; Bacillariaceae. The record is from the annotation of a GenBank genome assembly.